AAAUCGCACGCACGUCAUUCGCAUGCUGAUUGUCAUGACCCAUUCUAAUCAUCGUGUUAUUACAUUAAAAUUCGUUCAAGGAGUUGUAUUCUUAUUCUGACGUCGGCAAUCCGCAUCAUCAACUCCAGUCCAUGGUAGCAAAAUGGCAAAUUUGGAACUGAAUCUUUUACUAAUCUCUUAAACGAAUUUCCCUCAUCAGUUGUAAUUUCUUUGAGAAAACAAAAUGGCGGCUCGUUAUCCCGAUGGAGUCGAGGGUUUAGAAGCAGAAUCAAAUAGUCAAGUUGAUGGUGCAACUGUUGGACUCAGUGAUAAGGAAAUCCUCAACAUCGCAGAAUCUAUCUCUGAUGAGAUGAAUAUUCGUCGCCUCGGUAUUGAACUUGGGUUCAAGUGGGCCAAAGUAGACCAAUUCCUAAAGACGAAUAGGAGUGGUGGAGACGUUACGUCCAAGGGAACUCAGAAUAUGCUCAGUAGCUGGAGAAACAAUACUAGGGCAGCAGAACAGCGAACCAAAAUGAGAAAAGCGUUGGUUGAGGCGGAGUUGACUGCUGUGGCGGAGAAGUAUCUGCUCCUAGAUCCCGAACCGUCAUCAGCGAUGACUGCUCAAGAGGUGAAACAAUGCCAACAGGACCUUAUUCAGUACUAUCUUGAAGACGCUUGCAAGAUUAAGACGUCUCCACUCGAUCCAGACAACUACGUGGAGCUUGACCAGAUAUUCAUAAAUCUUAUGAUGGAAAAGAAACAAAAUCAACCAGGAACAGCAACAAAGGAGCCAGUGGCGUACGAUGACAUCAUGAGGCUUCCAUCCAAGAGGGUAAUGAUUGUAGGAGAAGCUGGAGUUGGAAAAACAACCAUAUGUGCAAAGAUGGCUCACGACUGGGCAAGGGGGCAGCACUUCAAGAACAUCAAGCUCUUGUUGUUUAUUCUCCUCUGCGAAGUGACGGAUCAGAAGACCCUUGGGGAAAUUGUCAAGGAUCGACUUUCUGAUAGCAAUGACGUGAAAGAAAAGCAGAUUGAUGAGUACGCCCGAACCAAUCCAGAGAAAGUCCUCAUUCUCAUGGACGGAUUGGAUGAAUUCAACGGCAAGGCCAAGAUCAUCACGGAGAUCCUCGAGGCGACCAAACUCAAAUCCUGCCAGGUUAUCGUCACAGCCCGCCCUUGCGAAGUCGAGAAGAUAAGCACCAAGGACAGACUGAGCAAAAUCUAUACACGCAUCCACGUUGAAGGGUUCAGCAAGGCUCAAAUCCAGAACUACGUUAGAAAGUUCUUCGACAAGAAUGACCCUAAGGCUGGCGAGAGUCUCCUACACUUCAUACAAGAGAAGGGCGGCGUUAUCUCUGAGACCAUAGCAUCCUAUCCAAUAUACUGUACACUGCUUUGCCAUUUGUGGAAUGACGAAAAGCGACGAGAUGCAAUCAGGAAGUUUCAGACCUUCUUUCAGAUCUUCGAUGAAAUGGUGUAUCAGCUGAAAGAACACCACUCAUCAAAGACCAUAGGUGAUGGAGAAGAUCUUGACUUCACAAAGGUUGACGCUUGUUUCGAGGUUCUCGGGAAAAUAGCCUUCACGGGACUUGUAGACAAGCAGAUGAUCUUUGACAAAGGGAGCUUCAAGACCGGCGAUCUAACCUUGGCAUACGAAGUGGGAAUACUCAGUACAAAGGGUAAGAGGCUAGCACCACGAGCUAUGAGGAGGAAGACGGGUAAACGAUUUGUCGAAGAAGUCUUCUUCCCACACAAACUCCUGCAGGAGUUCAUGGCAAGCAUUCAUCUCUCCUCGUGCCAUAAAGAAAGUCCUGAUAAAUUCAAGAAGAUGCUGAAGAAGAACAUGCUGGACAAUUAUAUGGAGUUCAGGUAUGUCUUCUACUUCACUGCCGCACAGGGGUCAGAGAUUGGACGAGAUACUCUGAAGCUACUUAGGAGGGGAAGAGUUCAUGAAGACUUCAUUGUCGACACCGCCUUCGAGUGUCAAGACAAGGAAAUGACCCAACCGUUCAUCGAGAAGCUCCUUGUCAGAGAUCCAGCAGUACAGCUGACGGAUUACAUGAAACCCCACACGGUCACCGCGUACCUCUACGCUAUGGACACGUUCGAUGAUUUGGGGAAGUUGACCUACAAGAAGACACGACUAAGUAAGACAGCCUCACACCAAGCCGCUGAAACGACAUUCAAGGCAACGAAUAUCCACGAGCUCAAUCUCAGCGAAGCAAACUUUCAGGAAGACUUCUACGUGGUCAUGGCCGACAUGUCCGCAUCUUCGCAGAUUCAAAAGAUUACUCAUCGGGAUAGUAAAUUGAGCAAAGACGACUCGUUGAGGUACGCGAUUGGACUCUGCAAGAUGCCCUGUUUAACUGAACUAGAACUGAUCAGUGUGUACGUGUAUCCUUCGUUCUACGGCCCUUUUGCGGACCCAGAGAGCAAAUGCCAGAUCAAGAAGAUGUCAUUAAGUCGACAGGCCUUCAACAAAGCUACAUUCAGGGCGCUCGUUAAAACGCCCUCUUUGACAUCACUCAAAUUGGAUCGUCUCAUGGUCCUAUCACGUGAAGAUGCCGGAGAAUCGGCUACCAAGGCAGCCAAAGGGACUAGUCAUGUGACCGAGCUAGAGAUCGAUGACAAAACUCUACUUGCAUCAGGUGCUCUUGGUUUACAGGAGUCGUGCUCACGUGUCACCAAAAUCAUACUACACUGUUCAGGUCAUGAACUAACAAAGGACGUGAUAAAAUGUCUCGAGUUCCCUCUCCUCACCAACCUCCAUCUCGAGGGUUCGACCACAGAAGAUACUAUCUUGGAAGAGUCGACAUCGAUCUGCGGGUCAUUAAUGGAACGGUGGCCCGCCCUCACAAGUCUCAUAGUAUCGAAAAUCCUCAUCGACGACGCACAGGCGGAGAACAUCCUAAAGACUGUGAAACGACAUCGCUCUCUCAAGAAACUCAAGUUCCACAAGUGUUUCGAUGACGAUGAAUUCAUCGAUGAACUUUGCGCCGAUAUUAGAAAGAAAGGUAUCAUUGAACUUGACAUUGAGAACAUAAACGAUGAUGAAAUGUUGGACUAUGACGAGGAAGAGUACGAAUACUCGCGGCGUGAGUCUUUUGAUUUAGAAGGCUUCGAAGAUUUUGAAGAUUCCGAAGAAUCCGAAGAGAGCCAUGACAGAGACCACGAAGAUUUUGAAGAUUCCGAAGAGAGCCAUGACAGAGACCACGAAGAUUUUGAAGAUUCCGAAGAGAGCCAUGACAGAGCCUUUAAUCGCUAUGAGGAGAAUUAUGAUGCAAUCGAGGAACGAAAUGAUGACGACGUCGACAGUGGCAUCGAAUCAAUGAUGACGACUUCAUUUCGAUAA
Molecule: messenger RNA, 3331 nt
Organism: Lytechinus variegatus (green sea urchin)
Lineage: Eukaryota; Metazoa; Echinodermata; Echinoidea; Temnopleuroida; Toxopneustidae
Exons: 11
Coding region: 224-3331 (1035 amino acids)
Molecular function (GO): ATP hydrolysis activity
Source: RefSeq, a predicted model, not a curated record